CUUGUGUGCACAUUGAUCUUCACACGUCUUAAUUCUCAAAUACGUGCAAGCAAGCCGCUCUAUUGAGAGUUCGGAAACUCCGAGCCGAGUUGGUUAAAGAGCCGAGUUAUGGAUACCUUCCGUAUUCAUUUUAAUGUUAAGUCCUCCAAUUACUACUGUGCCUUGUUGAAACUCUGCAUAGAAUCCCGAAACCAAAUCCAAGCGAAGAAGCUCCAUUGCCAUAUAAUCAAAACGUUGACAUACGUAGAAACCUUCCUAUCAAACAAUCUCAUCAAUUCCUAUAGCAAAUUAGGCAACAUAAAAUAUGCGCGCCGCAUGUUCGAUCAAAUUCCUCACCCCAACCACUUCUCUUGGAACACCAUCCUAUCUGCUUAUUCGAGACAAGGUCAUCUCUUGGAAAUGCAAUUGAUCUUUGAUCGAAUGCCAGCAAAAGAUGAGAUGUCGUGGAAUUCUCUUAUUUCUGGGUACGCGUCUCAUGGUUCUCUUGUUGAGUCUGUGAAGGUUUAUAAGCUGAUGUUUAAGAAAGGACCCACUAAUUUGAAUCGGAUUACAUUUUCGACAAUGCUCAUACUGUCCUCGAAUCAUGGAUGUGUUGAUUUGGGUUCGCAGGUUCACGGACAUAUAGUGAAAUUUGGUUUCCAGUCAUAUCAAUUUGUGGGUAGUCCUUUAGUGGACAUGUAUUCGAAAAUGGGGCUUAUUUAUGAUGCAAAGCGGGUUUUUGAUGAGAUGCCUGAGAAGAACGUGGUUUUGCAUAAUACCAUGAUCACAGGGCUUUUGCGACAUGGGAUAGUUGAAGAUGCAAGGCGUUUGUUUCAGGGUAUGCAUGAAAGAGAUUCAGUUUCAUGGACAACAAUGAUAGGAGGACUAGCACAAAAUGGGUGGAGUAGAGAAGCAGUAGAGGUUUUAAGAGAAAUGAGGUCAGAAGGUUUGGAUAUGGAUCAAUUUACUUUUGGUAGUGUCUUAACGGCUUGUGGAGGUCUCCUGGCUCUGGAAGAAGGGAAGCAAAUUCAUGCUUAUAUAAUUAGGACUGAUCAUGAAAACAAUGUCUUUGUGGGUAGUGCUCUUGUCGACAUGUAUUGCAAGUGUAAAAGCAUAAAAUAUGCAGAAGCAGUUUUCAUGAGAAUGACCAGUAAGAAUGUUGUAUCAUGGACUGCAAUGCUAGUGGGUUAUGGUCAAAAUGGAUACAGUGAGGAAGCUGUUAGGAUUUUCUGUAAUAUGCAGAGAAAUGGGAUUGCACCGGAUGAUUUUACUCUGGGGAGUGUAAUUAGUUCAUGCGCAAACUUAGCAAGCUUAGAAGAGGGUGCCCAAUUUCAUGCUCACGCGGUUGUCUCUGGCUUGAUCUCUUUUAUUACUGUUUCCAAUGCCCUUGUUAGCCUUUAUAGUAAAUGCGGAAGCAUCAGAGAUUCCCAUCGAAUGUUCAAUGAUAUGAAAAUUAGGGAUGAAGUAUCUUGGACUGCAUUGGUUUCAGGGCUUGCCCAAUUUGGAGAAGCCAAAGAGACGAUUGAUCUGUUUGAAAGAAUGUUGGCCCAAGGUUUAGAACCUCAUGAAGUUACUUUCAUUGGGGUUCUUUCAGCUUGUAGUAGAGCAGGAUUAGUGGAGAAAGGACAUCGGUACUUUGAAUCAAUGAUAAACGAACAUGGAAUUACACCACUUCCUAUUCACUAUGCUUGCAUGAUUGACCUUCUCAGCCGAGCUGGAAGGUUAGAAGAAGCAAAAGAUUUUAUAAAUAAGAUGCCUUUCCAUCCUGAUGCAAUUGAUUGGGCCACAUUACUGAGUUCAUGUAGAUUCUAUGGUAACAUCGAAAUUGGGAAAUGGGCAGCUGAGACACUUAUGGAAUUAGAGCCCCAGAACCCUGCAAGCUACAUCUUGCUGGCAAACAUUUAUGCUGCACUGGGGAAAUGGAAGGAUGUGGCCCAAUUAAGAAGAGGAAUGAGAGAGAAGGGAGUGAAAAAGAAACCUGGAUGUAGUUGGAUCAAAUAUAAGAACAGAGUGCACAUUUUCUCGGCAGAUGACCGGUCAAGUCCAUUUUUGGGUCAGAUAUAUUCUGAGCUGGAGAAGUUAAAUUGCAAAAUGGUAGAAGAGGGAUAUGUUCCAGAUAUGAGUAAUGUUUUUCAUGAUGUUGAGGAGUCAGAGAAGAUAGAGAUGCUUAACCACCAUAGUGAGAAGCUUGCGAUUGCCUUUGGGUUGAUUUUUAUUCCUGCUGGCCUUCCCAUUCGUGUAUUUAAAAACCUUAGGGUCUGUGGUGAUUGCCACAAUGUCACAAAGUACAUUUCUAAGAUUACCCAGAGAGAAAUACUUGUAAGGGAUUCUGCCCGAUUCCAUUUUUUUAAAGAUGGAACAUGUUCAUGCGGUGAUUUUUGGUGAAAACUGAUAUAAGACUUCGUUCCACACAUAAUACUUGCAUUGAGAUUAAUCGGAGCUCAUAAGUUUGUUUUGCGAAAAUCAACAAUUGUGGAAAGUGCUUUGUAAUGUAGAAAAAUUACAAGUUAUGCUCUUGCGAUUUGAACUCUCAAGAUUUUAAAUUAAUCAAGCCCCAAGUAAGAGAAUCAUGUCAACUGAAGAAGUGAGCUCAUUCUGAUUGGGGAGCACCAAUAUGGGUGAGCCAUUCAUUAUAUUCUAAGGCUAGGUAAAACCAUCUACUCAUUGCUAAACCUAGGCCAGGAGUGACGCAUGAGCAAGUCUUCGAACUCGUGAUUGAGCUAAACGCUUUUUGUUGGCAGUGCGUGUUUAUCUUCGUCAUCACCAUCAUCAUGCCACUCAAUGUCUUCUCUAUUGGGAAGAAACUCAGAGAUGACAAGCCUAUUUUUUCAGCAAUAAUGCCAUUAGAUACAUCUUCAUAAGCUAACGAGGAAUCUCUAAAUUUCUUAGAAGUAAGUAUUUUGGUUACAAUCAUAUGUAUCACUGGCAUAAUAUUCUGUGUAAUUCCACUGGAAAUUUAACAGUUCAUCAAAAUGAA
Juglans regia (Persian walnut) is the source of this 2956-nucleotide messenger RNA. RefSeq names its product putative pentatricopeptide repeat-containing protein At1g68930. The transcript is spliced from 3 exons. The coding region runs from base 109 to 2364 and encodes 751 amino acids. Gene Ontology annotation, molecular function: RNA binding; protein binding; zinc ion binding. Gene Ontology annotation, biological process: RNA modification. The record is from RefSeq and is a predicted model, not a curated record. Lineage: Eukaryota; Viridiplantae; Streptophyta; Magnoliopsida; Fagales; Juglandaceae.